Messenger RNA from Sitodiplosis mosellana (orange wheat blossom midge), 2434 nucleotides. Its product is annotated as allantoicase-like. Gene Ontology annotation, molecular function: allantoicase activity. Gene Ontology annotation, biological process: allantoin catabolic process. The transcript is spliced from 5 exons. Lineage: Eukaryota; Metazoa; Arthropoda; Insecta; Diptera; Cecidomyiidae. The record is from RefSeq and is a predicted model, not a curated record. The coding region runs from base 455 to 1756 and encodes 433 amino acids.
UAGAGCGAACGUAUCCGAAUAUUAGAAACCACACGUUAUUACAUGUAGCUAGUGCUCGGCGCACUGGGAACGAAGUUCCGUGUGAAAAUAUGCCAUCACACGUAUCACUCCAUGUGAUGGAACUCAAAGAGACUUUGUAAUGUUUUAGUUGAUUUAGUGCGAUUAAAAAUUGUUACAAAAACCGUUAAAUUCAUUAAAACGACGUAAUAAACAAUUGUUGGAUUUUAAUAUCAUUUGAAGUGAUAAUACUGUGAUUAGUAAACGAUUGAAAUACUGAAAAUGAGUUGGGUAAAAACGUGUGUGUUACAUAUUUUGUUUCAAUCUCUUGCUGUUGAGUGGAAUAAAACACAUCGUCCUAUUUUGAAUAUUACCAAAGUCGUUGCAAUCAAUUGACAUUAUAACAUUUCGAUUCUAAAAGGUAAAACAACUUGAAUUUUCAAUCAACACAUUUAUUAUGACUACAGCAGAAUUGCCCGAAUUUACACAAUGUACCGAAGUGGCUGCAUUGAGUAGCGGUGGAAAAAUUUUAUUUGCAUCGGACGAUUUCUUUGCUGCUGCCGAGGGCAUGUUGAAAGAUACCGAACCAAUUUUCAUACCCGAAAAAUUCACCGAGUAUGGCAAGUGGAUGGAUGGCUGGGAAACGCGUCGUAAACGUAUUCCAGGCCAUGAUUGGAGCAUUAUCCGAUUGGCUGGUCCCACAUCGAUUAAAGGCUUUCUCAUUGAUACCGCUCACUUUACGGGCAAUUAUGUGCCGAAAAUUUCCAUUCAAGCUGCAACUCUGCCCCCGUCUGCUGACUCAUUGGCACCAGGACGUAAGCCAGAUGUUAUCGGUCGUGCCCCAUCAAAUCGUGAUUUUGACAAAAUUGCGCGAUUAAAAUCAAACGAAUGGAAUACAAUCGUACCAAUGACUGAACUGAAGCCCGGCUACUAUGACACUCGAUAUACGUACAUUCAAAAUACUGAACACUUGGAUAAGUACACGCAUUUGCGGCUGAAUUUAUAUCCCGACGGUGGAAUCGCACGUUUCCGUGUCUACGGUGACAUUGAAUUGGACGUGACUCCAGAAACGAUCGGCAAUACUAUUAUUGAUGUGAUUGGCAUGCAAAACGGUGGCCGCUGUCUUAGCUACUCCAAUGCACACUAUGGACAUCCGAAAAAUCUGAAUAAACCGAGCCGUGGACAAUGUAUGGCUGAUGGCUGGGAAACAGCUCGUCGAUUGGAUCGCCCGUCAAUCAUUGAGAUGACUGAUAAAGAUGUUCUAAAUGCUCCCGGUUCUGAAUAUGCUAUUUUCCGUUUGGGAACAACGUCAACAAUCGUCUCAGUCGAAAUCGAUACGAAUCAUUUCAAGGGAAAUUCACCCGAAUAUGUAACGAUCGAGGGCACAACGCGUCGCGGCGACUUUACAACCACAUUCGACGAUAACGAUUGGACUGUUAUCGUGGAUAGAAUAAAAGUUCAACCACACAAAUUGCAUGUAAUCAAAAAAGAACUCAAAAAUACCGGACCAUUCAACUGCGUUCGAAUCACAAUGGCACCCGAUGGUGGAAUGUCUCGAGUCCGAAUCUUUGGCCAAGUGUUUGCCGAGAAAAUCCAAAGUAAUGGAACGAACGAAACAAAUGAACCGGAUCAAAAGAAUGAACAGAACGAGAAGAACGAGACGAAUGAGACACCAGAAGCACCAGCUGAAAUUUCAGAAACAACUGAAACCGCCCAAUCUGGAUCGGAUCAAAAGCAAGAAAACUCAACUUCUGAUUAAACGCCAACGCCACAGUAGAGAUCAAGUAGUAAUUAUCACGCGUACACAGACAAUCGAUCCAAAAUUAAAUAAUCAGACAAGAAUUAAAUUAAUUAAUCGGACGACACAAUAAAUAACUUUUCGUCUGAUUGUAAUCAGACAACAAUGUCACCGCAGGAGAUGUCACCGAAACAACGUCACCGAAGGCGUUUAAAAAAUAAAUUAAUUUUGCUUUAAUCUAAAACAAUUACAAUGAUUAACAAGCUUUUAUAAGUUCAAUGCUCAGGUUAGCUAGUCUUCAUUUUAAUUGGCACGUGUUACCAGGAGACCAAUUAAAUGCGUGAGCGCAAAAGACGUAUACGUUUGUAUGGAGAUGUUACACUUUAAAAUACUGCAAAUCUAAGUUGCUAUUUUGCGCUUAUGCAUUCAAUUGAACACUUGUACACCUAUUAUGUUUUCAGUGCAAUAUCGUUUCACAAUAUCUAAAACCACUCAAGAGAUCUGAAUUGUGCAAAGCAAAGAAAAACGGCGAAUUUUUUGAACAAUCACAAUCGCCUGAAGUUAUUCAUUCUUCAUGUUAUCGAAUGUUGCCAAGAAGCUAAACGAGCGAUUCAAGCCACAACAAGUGUAGAUUUAAAAGUAAUAUUUUCUGUACCCAAAUGAGUUUGAAAUAUAUACAUUUAUAUUGAUUUGAAUAAA